This is a messenger RNA of Lampris incognitus (smalleye Pacific opah), 1522 nucleotides long. RefSeq names its product mitogen-activated protein kinase kinase 6 (gene map2k6). Gene Ontology annotation, molecular function: ATP binding; MAP kinase kinase activity. Gene Ontology annotation, biological process: protein phosphorylation; MAPK cascade. The coding region runs from base 16 to 1029 and encodes 337 amino acids. The record is from RefSeq and is a predicted model, not a curated record. The transcript is spliced from 13 exons. NCBI's taxonomy places the organism in Eukaryota, Metazoa, Chordata, Actinopteri, Lampriformes, Lampridae.
CAAAGCAAAGGGGAAAUGUCUCAGCCAAAGGGAGUCAGAGGGAGUAAGAGGAAGCCGGUGCUCAAGCUCUCCAAGGAGGUGUUUGAGCAGCCUCCUCCUGCUGCAAUACCCCCUAGAGACUUGGAUUCGAAGGCUUGUGUGACCAUCGGAGAUAAGAAUUUUGUGGUGAAGGCAGAUGACCUGGAGCAGAUCAGCGAGCUGGGCCGAGGGGCGUAUGGCGUGGUCGACAAGAUGAGACACGUGCCCAGUGGUGUGAUCAUGGCUGUCAAGCGGAUCCGGGCCACAGUGAACACUCAGGAGCAGAAGAGGCUGCUUAUGGACCUCGAUAUCUCAAUGAGGACCGUGGACUGUUUCUACACAGUCACCUUCUACGGAGCACUGUUCAGAGAGGGCGAUGUGUGGAUCUGUAUGGAGCUCAUGGACACCUCUCUGGAUAAGUUCUACAAGCAGGUGAAAGAGAAGGGGAUGACCAUCCUCGAGGACAUCUUGGGCAAGAUGGCCGUCUCGAUAGUAAAAGCUCUGGAGCACCUGCACAGCAAUCUGCAAGUCAUACACAGAGACGUGAAGCCGUCCAACGUGCUGAUCAACACGCAGGGCCAGGUGAAGAUGUGCGACUUCGGGAUCAGCGGAUACCUGGUGGACUCGGUAGCCAAGACGAUGGACGCCGGCUGCAAACCCUACAUGGCGCCGGAGAGGAUUAACCCGGAGACGAAUCAGAAGGGCUACAACGUGAAGUCCGACAUCUGGAGUUUAGGAAUCACGAUGAUUGAGCUGGCCAUCCUGCGCUUCCCGUAUGACUCAUGGGGCACGCCCUUCCAGCAGCUGAAGCAGGUGGUGGAAGAACCAUCGCCCCAGCUUCCUGCCGACCAAUUCUCCCCCGAAUUUGUGGACUUCACCUCCCAGUGCUUAAAGAAGAAUUCCAAAGAGCGGCCAAACUACACAGAACUCAUGCAACAUCCCUUCUUCACUUCCCACGAGGCCAAAGAGACUGACGUGGCGAGUUUUGUUAAAGUCAUCCUGGGGGACUGAACUGCCACAACUGCCACAGGAGGGAGGGAGGACCUCCACACAAAAAAAAACACACAAAAAAAUCUAAAAAAAAAAAAAAACACAAAAAAAGAAAAAGAAAAAAAAAAGCAUCAAUCGCAAUCCCCUUAUUAUCUGCUGGACUCCAUCCUCCCUGCCCUGCCCUGCCCUGCCCUACUCUCCACCCUCUGCUAGCACGGGUGCAGCUGGACGGACGGACAGACAGACGGACACAGAGACAGUGGAGAAGGACAUCCAUCCCGGUGAGGAAGACGAGGCAAGUGAGGAGUCCCCCAGCCCCGCCACCACCACACCACACACCCCACCCCCCACCCCCCAACUCCCAGCCCCCCAAUAAGUCCUCCUCCUCACAUUGCUCGACAGGGGUAAGAGGAAGGACGCGGAUGAAUCAAUUUCAGAGUUUGGAGAUGGCUCAACUGUGUAAUCUGAUUUAAUGCAGCGUGUUUGUAUGCAAAACUCCCCCCUCCCUCCUUCA